Helianthus annuus (common sunflower) is the source of this 1472-nucleotide messenger RNA. Its product is annotated as E3 ubiquitin-protein ligase PRT1. Gene Ontology annotation, molecular function: zinc ion binding; ubiquitin protein ligase activity. Gene Ontology annotation, biological process: proteasome-mediated ubiquitin-dependent protein catabolic process. The record is from RefSeq and is a predicted model, not a curated record. The coding region runs from base 61 to 1314 and encodes 417 amino acids. NCBI's taxonomy places the organism in Eukaryota, Viridiplantae, Streptophyta, Magnoliopsida, Asterales, Asteraceae. The transcript has 7 exons.
AACUUAGCCCAAAAAUAUUCUAUUUCUACUUCCUUUCCUACCAUACCAAACCACGCUGCAAUGACUAAUCCGGCGAAUGCUCCUGCCGCCGCCGCCGUCGGUGGUGAUAUCCACGAUGAAGCUGAGGAAUAUUCGGAGGACUUCGUAUGCUGCGUCUGCUUGGAUCUCAUCUACAAGCCAGUUGUGUUGGCUUGUGGCCAUAUUUCAUGUUUUUGGUGUGUCUUCGAAGCGAUGGACGUUUGGCAGGAAUCUCGCUGCCCUGUUUGUCGACACGCGUAUUAUCAUUUUCCCAGUAUAUGUUGGCUGCUUCACUCUGUCUUGCUGAAGUUGUAUCCUAAAGCUUAUCAAAUAAGGGAAAGUCAAGUCACAGAGACGGAAAAGACCAAUGGAACAUCCUCACCACAGUUUGAAAACUAUUUAGCGGUAUCACAUGGUAGUGAACAAAUGGCAUCACAGUGUCGUACCACGGUUCAAGGAAAAGAUUGUUCGGGUAGAGAAUCAUCGGAACCUGUUCGUUUUGAAAAUAACAGUACCACGGCUACUACGGGAAUCCAUACAAAUUCAAGUGAUCAUGUUGACAGAUGUAAUAAGCAGAUAUCUAUGAAUGAUUUACUCUGUGCAGUAUGUAAAGAACUUCUUUGUCGACCUGUUGUGCUUAAUUGUGGUCAUGUAUUUUGUGAAGCAUGUAUUGUCACUUCAAACAAGGAGCCAUGUCGAUGCCCCGUGUGUCGAAGCAUGCAUCCAAAUGGGUUUCCAAAAGUCUGUUUGGUUCUAGAGGCUUUCUUGAAGCAGCAUGUUUCAGAAGAAUACUCUGCAAGAAUAGACAAACGCAGAACUUGUGAGAUAGGAAAUUCAUCAACAGCGGAUUCAACAUCAGUUCCAGAAGGUUCUAAGCGUUCAUCUGUACCUAUGGAUGAACACUUGUGCAGUUCAGGCCACAAGGUUCACUUUGGAGUAGGUUGUGACUGCUGUGGGAUAUAUCCACUCAUUGGCAACCGUUACAAAUGCAAAGAUUGCCAUGAGGAAAUCGGCUUCGACUUAUGUGAAGAUUGCUACAAAAGUUCCUCUAAUCUUCCUGGAAGAUUCAAUCAACAGCAUAAACCGGAUCAUGAGUUUGAGGUUGUCGAACCCAAACCUAUCAUGAUCCUACCUUCUGAUUUUCCUGAAGGUUAUGCACCCGAUCAUCUCGCAAACCAAACUGAUGGUUCUACUGAUCAAGAUUCGGAAGGCGAUGUUCCGGAAGGUGAUGUGGUGGGUCUCGUUAAUGAUAAUGAUGCAUCGGGCGGUAAUGAGGGCUUUGGACCAACAUUGUAACACUAUUUUUAGCUGAACCAAAAUCUAAUAUCUUCAUAUCCGUUUACCACAAAUUUGUUGAAUCUUUAAAGCCAUAGGAUUGUUCGGUUUGUUAAUGUGAGAUGAGUAUACACCUAUGUUUGUGUGUUAUCUUUUUAUUUAUGGUGUGUGAUUCUUGA